Molecule: messenger RNA, 2435 nt
Organism: Cynara cardunculus var. scolymus (artichoke)
Lineage: Eukaryota; Viridiplantae; Streptophyta; Magnoliopsida; Asterales; Asteraceae
Product: subtilisin-like protease SBT4.14
Exons: 12
Coding region: 1-2283 (760 amino acids)
Biological process (GO): proteolysis
Molecular function (GO): serine-type endopeptidase activity
Source: RefSeq, a predicted model, not a curated record
AUGAAUAUAACGAGCGUAAACCAUCCACGGACGUCGAGAUACUCAAUGCCGGUUUAUUUUUUUCUACUGUUUCUCAUCAACGGAGGUCGAUUGCUGGGGGUUAACGGAGAAAAGAAGGACUUUUACAUCGUCUUCUUGAGCGAUCAAUUGGUUAACCAGGAAUUCAAAACCAGCACACACAUCGGGAUCCUCUCGGCAUUGAAAGGAAGCGAGUUCGAUGCAAAGGAGUCCCAUGUGUAUAGCUAUACGAAAAGCUUUAACGCAUUUGCAGCAAAGCUUACGGAAUCUGAAGCCAGAGAGUUGUCGGGUAUGGAUGGUGUGCAAUCUGUGAUCAUGAAUCAGUACCGCAAGUUACAUACAACACGAUCAUGGGAUUUUAUCGGGUUACCUCAAACGGCAAGAAGGAAGAGGUUCGAGAGCAACAUUAUAGUCGGUGUUAUGGACACAGGAAUAACCCCACAAUCAGACAGCUUUAACGAUGAAGGAUUCAGCCCGCCACCUGCAAAAUGGAAAGGAUCUUGUCGUCAUUUCGCUAACUUUUCCGGAUGCAAUAACAAACUUAUCGGUGCCAAAUACUUCAAGCUAGAUGGAACUCCCGACCCCAACGACAUACUAUCACCGAUGGACACCGACGGGCACGGCACCCACACGUCAUCGACCGCAGCCGGAAGCCUGGUCCCGGAUGCAGAACUAUUCGGUUUAGCCAAAGGCACAGCCCGUGGGGCUGUACCAUCGGCUAGAGUUGCAAUGUAUAAGGUCUGUUGGGCUAGCUCGGGUUGCUCCGACAUGGACUUGUUAGCGGGAUUUGAUGCCGCCAUUCAUGAUGGAGUCGACGUUAUAUCAAUCUCGAUAGGUGGCCUAACAGGUAGUUACACUAGGGAUACUAUAUCGGUGGCGUCGUUCCACGCCAUGAAUAACGGGAUUCUCACGGUGGCUUCAGCCGGGAACGACGGACCUCGCUUCAGCAGCAUUGCGAACCACGCACCAUGGCUUUUGACGGUGGCGGCUAGUGGAAUCGAUCGACGUUUCCAAAGCAAAGUUGUAUUGGGUAACGGGAACAUUGUGACGGGAAUCGGAAUAAAUGGUUUCGAACCAAAGCAGAAGUUUUACCCGAUCACGAGCGGAAACGACGUGGCCAUAAACACUGAAAGCAAAGAAAGUGCAGGGUUUUGUAUCGAAAACACGUUGGACCCGAGUAAAGUGAAGGGGAAGCUUGUUCAGUGCAAUCUAGGGACUUGGGGUUCCGAUUCGGUCAUCAAAAGACUAGGAGGGAUCGGGACUAUCAUCAAAAGCGAAAUGUUUCUAGACACCGCUCAAAUUUUCAUGGCACCGGCAACCAUGGUGAAUACCACGAUAGGCGAAAGCAUAAGCAAAUAUAUACACUCGACUAGAUCACCGUCUGCGGUGAUAUACAAGUCAGAGGAAGUGAAGGUUUCGGCUCCUUUCAUAGCGACGUUUUCAUCAAGGGGUCCAAAUCCGGGAACAAAACAUGUACUAAAGCCAGAUAUCGCGGCACCAGGAAUCGACAUCUUGGCAUCAUACACCCCUCUACAUACACUCACCGGGUUAAAAGGCGAUACACAAUUCUCAAAAUUCACCAUCAUGUCCGGAACUUCCAUGGCAUGUCCUCAUGUUGCGGGCACAGCUGCAUAUGUUAAAUCUUUCCAUCCAAAUUGGUCUCCUGCUGCAAUAAAAUCGGCUAUCAUGACUUCUGCAAGACCUAUGAGCACAAGGGUUAACCACGAAGCUGAGUUCGCGUAUGGUGCCGGUCAACUAAACCCAAGACGAGCUGUAAAUCCAGGGUUAAUCUACGAUAUGAACAACAUGUCCUACAUACAAUUUCUAUGCCAUGAGGGAUACGAUGGAUCUUCGAUCGCCUCUUUGAUUGGUUCCAAAUCAAAGAUCAAUUGCGCUUCAUUGCUUCCUCCGCUUGUGAGCGAAGACGCCAUUAACUACCCCAGUAUGCAACUUACGUUGAAGAGCAAUAAAGCGAUAUCUACCGGGAUUUUUCGAAGAACCGUGACUAACGUAGGCCAUGCUAAAUGUAUGUAUAAUGCCAUGAUUCGAGCACCUAAAGGAGUGAACAUAACAGUGGAACCAAUGACACUCUCAUUCUCGCAUACAUUGCAAAGGCGAAGCUUUAAAGUUACGGUGAGUGCAGAAUCUAAUGCUAGCAGAAAACUGUUGGUUUCGGGAUCGUUGAUUUGGAGAAGUUGUUGUCAUGUUGUCAGGAGUCCGAUUGUUGUUUUCAAUCCGGAUGAGCUCGGGAUGGAUAUAGAGUGAAUUAUAUUGGGUCGGUGUUCAUUUCUCGAUUGUUUCAUGUUCGUUAUGAGUAUGCCAAAAGCAGCAUAAACAACGCUAGUACUUGACUAAGAGUCCAGAGGUCGAGUCCCACCUUCAAAUUAUGAUAUAAUUCAUCCUUAAUUAGUACUCCC